AUGUCAGGGAAAUAUGCAUGGGGCAAGGUAUCAGCAGUCACGGUGGGGUUAUUCGCCAUAGGCUAUGCGAUGAUGAAAGCUACGACGCCGACAGAAGAGCAGCUCUAUAAUGAAAUGUCGCCCGAUCUGAGGAGGAAGGUCGAUGCUGCCCGUACUGCCCGGCUCGCCAGGGAGACGGCGGCGAAGAAGCAGACGGACGCACAGACUACGAAUGAGGCCGCGCCGGAGGAGGCGAAGCCUAUCUGGGCUGACCCACCGCAUAGUUCAAGAAAAUAA
Cyclocybe aegerita is the source of this 276-nucleotide messenger RNA. NCBI's taxonomy places the organism in Eukaryota, Fungi, Basidiomycota, Agaricomycetes, Agaricales, Hemipholiotaceae. The record is from the annotation of a GenBank genome assembly.